GGAAGGGAAGGGAAGGGAAGGGAAGGGAAGGGAAGGGAAGGGAAGGGAAGGGAAGGGAAGGGAAGGGAAGGGAUCCGCUCGCAAUCCCGGGAUGCCGCGGGGAGGGCGGGCACAGCUCUUCCUGCCCUCCCGGCCCCGCCGGCGGCGCUGUCACAUCCCGGAUUUAAAGGGAAAGCAGCGAUUCCUUCCUUUGAUCCAGGAAAAAAGAGCGGAUCCUUCCCCCACAGCCCCCCCCCCGCAUUAAUUAAAGCAGCGCUUAAUUGGGAGCCCCCGGCUCCGCCCGCUCCCGGCUCAGAGCAGCGGCGGAGCCCCGGAACGGCCCCGGGAUCACUGGAACAGCCCCGGAAUCACUGGAAUAGCUCCAGGAACAGCCCCGGAAUCACUGGAAUAGCUCCAGGAACAGCCCCUGGAUCCCUGGAAUAGCUCCAGGAACAGCCCCGGAAUCACUGGAACAGCCCCUGGAUCUCUGGAACGGCCCCGGAAUCACUGGAAUAGCUCCAGGAACAGCCCCUGGAUCUCUGGAAUAGCUCCAGGAACAUCCCCGGAAUCACUGGAAUAGCUCCAGGACCAGCCCCUGGAUCCCCGGAACAGCUCCGGGAACAGCCCCGGAGCAGCCGCGGGCCAGCCCCGGAUCCCGGCCCGGCGCUUUCCGGGCGUUCUUUCCAGCGAAUAGGAGAAUCCCCGCAUUCCCGAGCCCCCGGAUUCCUGAACCCCCGGAUUCCCGAGCCCCGCAUUCCCGAACCCCCGCAUUCCCGAGCCCCCGCAUUCCCGAACCCCCGGAUUCCCGAGCCCCGCAUUCCCGAGCCCCCGCAUUCCCGAGCCCCGCAUUCCCGAGCCCCGCUCCAAGGAGUGGCCCGGGAGCCCGAGCGGACUCCGACCCCGUCCCCGAGCUGCGGCCGCUCCUGCGCCACUUCCCGACAAUUCCGGCCCGGGAGGAGCCGCUGCCGCUUCGCCUGGAUUUUGGCUUUUCCUGGAUUUUCCUGGAUUUUGGCUUUUCCCGUGGAUUUUUUGGCACCGGGGGCACCGGGAGGGAUCGGGGUGUGGCCGAGAUUUCUUCCUUUCUUCCUUCCUCAUCCUCCGGCUUCCCCUGGGAUCGUCCCGAAUUCGGGCUUUUCCUGGGAAAAGGGAGGAGCCCCGGCGCUGUCCCCCGGCAUGGAAUCGUCCCCGCUCCGCUGCCCCCGGCCCGGACUCUCCGCUGGAUUCCCGAGGCUGUGCUGAGCCCGCCAUGUCCACCAAGGUGCCGAUCUACCUGAAGAGGGGCAGCCGCAAGGGCAAGAAGGAGAAGCUGCGGGACAUCCUGUCCUCGGACAUGAUCAGCCCUCCGCUGGGCGACUUCCGCCACACCAUCCACGUGGGCAGCGGCGGCGAGGGCGACACGUUCGGGGACGUCUCCUUCCUGCAGGGCAAGUUCCACCUGCUGCCCCGCGCCGACGCCGGCGAGCGCGGCGCCGAGGCGGCGGCGCCGUUCGAGUUCUCGCGCGCGGCCACCGUGUCGGGCGGCGAGGCGGCGGCGCCGUCGCCGCUGCUCAAGAACGCCAUUUCGCUGCCGGCGCUCGGCGCGGCGCAGGCCCUGACCCUGCCCGCGGCGCAGGCCCCGCCGAAGCCCCCGCGGCUGCACCUGGACGAGGCCGCGCCGUCGCCGCCGUCGCCGUGCCCCCGGCUGGCCGCGGCCGCCAACGGCGAGGCCGAGCCCUUCCUGUCGCACGCCGGCUCGCUGCUGUCCCUGCACGUGGACCUGGGGCCGUCCAUCCUGGAGGACGUGCUGCAGGUCAUGGACAGGCACCGGGCCGAGCGCGGCGCCGGGGCGCGGCCGGAGAUCCUGACGUGAGCGCGGCGCCGGGCGAAGGCGUCGGGAAACGGACGGCGAGGAGGACUGUGGGUGGUUUUGGGAUGCGGAUCUCAGAUUCCAGCUCGGAUUCCCGCGCUUCCUCACGCCAGGUGAAGUUUCGGCCUCGGGGAUGAGCCGGAUUUAGCCCCCGAGCUCUCCCAGCCUCCUCGGUGCCAGAGCUGACCGCGGGAAACGCGAUGGACCCCGCGGGAUGAAUUCCCAAAGAUUCCGGCCAGGAGGAUUCGGGGGGACAGCGGGGUUUGUUCUCCACGGCUCUGAACCUCCUGAACCGCCACGGCGCUGUCACCUCAACUUCUGCUCCGCGAAAUCCUUUGAAAAUCCCAGAGAUGGGGAAAUCUCCACCGGGAAAUCUGCACCGGGCUCUGCGUCCCUGUGGAGAAGCCAAACUGCCCGUGGAGGAGCUGGGAAAUCCCAGCGGAGCUCUUGUUUUAGGAACUCAAUCCGUGGAGGGGCCAAAAAACCCCUCUGGGGCCGAAGCGGAGCUGGAAAUCGUCGAGGAGAUGCAAAACCAACCAAAAAUCCCCACGUGAGGCGCAGGCGGAUCCCGGCACCGACGGAUCCGCCGCGGAUGGUUUGGGUGGAGUGGGAACAGGGAAUGCCGAGGGGAAUUCCAGCUGGAUUUCGGGGAACGGGGACAAUAUCCCCGCUGGAA
Molecule: messenger RNA, 2501 nt
Organism: Motacilla alba alba
Lineage: Eukaryota; Metazoa; Chordata; Aves; Passeriformes; Motacillidae
Gene: CDC42EP2
Product: CDC42 effector protein 2
Exons: 2
Coding region: 1226-1828 (200 amino acids)
Source: RefSeq, a predicted model, not a curated record